Molecule: messenger RNA, 3977 nt
Organism: Stomoxys calcitrans (stable fly)
Lineage: Eukaryota; Metazoa; Arthropoda; Insecta; Diptera; Muscidae
Product: plasma membrane calcium-transporting ATPase 1
Exons: 14
Coding region: 643-3744 (1033 amino acids)
Biological process (GO): regulation of cytosolic calcium ion concentration; calcium ion transmembrane transport
Cellular component (GO): membrane; intracellular membrane-bounded organelle
Molecular function (GO): ATP hydrolysis activity; P-type calcium transporter activity; ATP binding
Source: RefSeq, a predicted model, not a curated record
CAUCCGUUUGCAGAUUUGUUCAUUCGUUCUUCUGGAUCUGGAUUAAGAAAAAAUAACAGGAAUAGAAAAACUUAAAUUAAAAUGCUGCGUGCGUGUUGAAAAGCACAAUGAAUUGCAUUGAUUAUACAUUCCUGUCGACCUAGUACUGGGUUCAUAAGUUUUUAAAGUAAAUAUUUAUGUUUACGCGAAAAUAAAAAAAAUUAGUUCCAUGUCUUUUUUUCCAACUAGGACGUGUUGUAACAGUUCUGUGAAAAAAGAAAAUACAUACAUUUACAUGGAAAAGUGUUCAGUGGUGAUAAAAAAUACAUACAGAAUCAAUUAAUUUUUGCUUUAACCAUAUUAAAUGGAAUUAUUAACAAGAACAUACCAAUUACAAUAAUACAGCCAUGCUUGAUUUAAAGGGAUUUUAAUGGUUUAAAAGCAUUUUAAUUUUUUUCUUGCUGCAAGUAAGGAAGGCGAAAAGUGGACUUCCUCACAGCUGACGUUUGGUUUGAUUAUCAGUUGUUUACAUAAAGGAAAAAUAUCAAAAUUAAGCAGUCGACUUCACACAGAUCCAAAAUAAAAGGAUCUAGAAGGUUUCCGGAAGGAAAUUGAAUUAAAUCCAUAGUAUUAGUUUAAUGUUAAAUUUUUAAGUAUUAACAAAUGGCCACCAUAGAUGGAAGACCGGCGCAAUAUGGGAUAUCUCUUAAGCAGCUGCGGGAGCUUAUGGAGCACAGAGGACAUGAGGGAGUUACCAAAUUACAGGAAAUGGGGGGAGUAGUGGAUAUUUGCAAUAAGCUCUACACUAGCCCCAAUGAUGGCAUAAGUGGCUCCACCACUGACGAAAACCACAGGCGGGAGACAUUUGGUUCAAACACCAUACCCCCAAAGCCGCCAAAAACAUUUUUAACACUAGUCUGGGAAGCACUACAAGAUGUAACCCUUAUUAUUUUAGAAGUAGCUGCGCUAGUUUCGCUUGGCCUAUCGUUCUAUCAACCGACCGAUGAUGAUGCUCCAAUGUUGGAGGAGGAGGAAGAUCAUUAUGGUUGGAUUGAAGGUUUUGCCAUAUUAGUUUCUGUUAUAGUUGUUGUAUUGGUUACCGCUUUCAACGAUUACUCAAAAGAACGUCAAUUUCGCGGCUUACAAAGUCGAAUUGAAGGCGAACAUAAAUUUUCAAUAAUACGCGGUGGUGAAGUAUGCCAAAUUAGCGUAGGUGAUAUUGUUGUUGGCGAUAUUGCUCAAAUAAAAUACGGAGAUCUUUUACCAGCCGAUGGAAUACUCAUACAAAGUAAUGAUUUAAAGGUGGACGAAUCAUCAUUAACUGGUGAAUCAGACCAUGUCAAGAAAGGAAUCGAUAGUGACCCUAUGGUAUUGUCCGGAACACAUGUAAUGGAGGGCAGUGGCAAAAUGGUUGUCACUGCUGUUGGCGUAAAUUCGCAAGCAGGCAUUAUAUUUACUCUCUUGGGUGCUGCUGAUGAGGAGGAUGGUGACGAAAAGAAGGCAAAAGAACAUAAAGGCGGUUCCGAAGGUAUAAAAUCUGAUUCAGACGGUAACCAUGUGCAUGCCUCAUCUUCAGGUGCCGCUCCAGAUGCUGGGCAAAAGAAAGAGAAGUCUGUUUUACAAGCUAAGCUUACGAAGUUGGCUAUACAAAUUGGUUAUGCUGGUUCAACAAUAGCCGUAAUAACCGUGAUAAUAUUGAUUAUUCAAUUUUGCAUUAAGACGUUUGUCAUUGACGAGAAACCGUGGAAAAAUACCUAUGCAAAUCAUUUUGUCAAGCACUUGAUUAUUGGUGUCACUGUGCUUGUUGUAGCUGUACCCGAAGGAUUGCCCUUAGCCGUGACGCUCUCAUUAGCUUAUUCCGUAAAGAAAAUGAUGAAAGAUAAUAACUUGGUGCGCCAUUUGGAUGCAUGCGAAACCAUGGGCAAUGCCACUGCCAUCUGUUCGGACAAAACUGGAACGUUGACAACAAAUCGCAUGACCGUGGUUCAAUCUUAUAUUUGCGAAAAAUUGUGUAAAGUUUUACCUCGUCUCAAUGAUAUUCCUAAAAAUGUAGCCACUCUCAUUACCCAAGGUAUUUCAGUAAAUUCCGCAUAUACUUCAAAUAUAUUGCCUGGAGCAAAUCCUGAGGAUUUGCCUAUUCAAGUGGGUAACAAAACAGAGUGUGCUCUUUUGGGUUUUGUGCAGGGACUUGGUGUGAAAUAUCAAAAAAUUCGUGACGAAAUAACCGAGGACAAAUUUACACGUGUAUACACUUUUAAUUCCGUUCGCAAGAGCAUGGGCACUGUUAUUCCAAGGCCCGAUGGUGGGUAUCGUCUCUAUAGUAAAGGUGCUUCGGAAAUCAUGUUGAAGAAAUGUGCCUUCAUAUAUGGACAUGAUGGAGUUUUGGAAAAAUUCACUCGUGAUAUGCAAGAACGCCUCAUACGCGAAGUAAUUGAACCGAUGGCAUGUGAUGGUUUGCGUACCAUUUCUGUAGCAUAUCGUGAUUUUGUACCAGGUCAAGCUGGACCCAAUGAGGUGCACAUUGAUGAAGAGCCCAAUUGGGAUGAUGAAGAGAACAUUAUGUCGAAUCUAACAUGUUUGUGUGUAGUGGGUAUUGAAGAUCCCGUGCGACCUGAGGUACCCGAAGCUAUACGAAAAUGUCAACGUGCUGGUAUCACAGUGCGAAUGGUUACUGGUGAUAACGUUAAUACAGCGAGGUCAAUUGCCACCAAAUGCGGUAUUUUGAAACCCACUGACGAUUUUCUUAUUUUGGAGGGACGAGAAUUCAAUAGGCGCAUUCGGGACAACAAUGGUGAUGUUCAACAGCAUUUGCUUGACAAGGUGUGGCCAAGGUUACGCGUUUUGGCUCGAUCUUCACCUACAGACAAAUAUACAUUGGUAAAAGGAAUAAUUGAUAGUACAGUAAGUGACAGCCGUGAAGUUGUGGCAGUUACUGGCGAUGGUACUAACGAUGGUCCUGCCUUAAAAAAGGCGGAUGUUGGAUUUGCUAUGGGAAUUGCUGGUACUGAUGUCGCUAAGGAGGCUUCCGAUAUUAUUUUGACCGAUGAUAACUUCAGCAGUAUUGUCAAGGCAGUAAUGUGGGGUCGUAAUGUAUACGAUUCCAUUGCCAAAUUCUUGCAGUUUCAACUUACAGUCAAUGUUGUAGCUGUAGUUGUGGCGUUUAUUGGUGCCUGUGCGGUCCAAGACUCUCCGCUAAAGGCUGUACAAAUGUUAUGGGUGAAUUUAAUUAUGGAUACUUUGGCCUCUCUGGCACUGGCCACGGAAUUGCCGACUCCCGAUUUGUUGCUACGCAAGCCCUAUGGACGUACAAAACCAUUGAUUUCACCAACUAUGAUGAAAAAUAUCUUGGGCCAAGCCUUCUAUCAAUUGAUUAUAAUAUUUGGCCUUUUGUUUGCCGGCGAUGUGAUUCUGGAUAUUGAGUCUGGUCGUGGGCAAGAUUUAAAUGCGGGUCCAACACAGCAUUUUACAAUUAUUUUCAAUGCAUUUGUUAUGAUGAUAAUGUUUAACGAAAUCAAUGCCCGUAAAAUACACGGUCAACGAAAUGUCGUGGAAGGUAUUUUUACCAAUCCAAUAUUUUAUACAAUUUGGAUUUUCACCAUGAUUUCUCAAGUUGUUAUUAUACAGUAUGGUAAAAUGGCAUUCUCUACAAAAGCCUUAUCUUUGGAUCAGUGGCUGUGGUGCGUAUUCUUCGGCCUCGGUACUUUAGUGUGGGGACAAGUGAUUACCACGGUGCCUACAACAAUAUUACCAAAAUGUUUGUCGUGAACAAAACACACAAAAAAUGACAAGAUAUCACACUAAAAACUCAUUUAUAGACCUGAAGAAAAUAUCACAAAAAAUUAAUAAUUAGAAAUUAGAGAAACACUUUCACCCCAACACUCACCCACAAACACUCACUACCAUAAGGAGAAAAGUACUAUAAUUCCUCAUCAUCUUAUCCAUUAACAAGAGAAAUGUUCAAAUAAAACAAAAGAAUUUAUUUAUAUUUAGAAAUAUUA